Polyodon spathula (Mississippi paddlefish) is the source of this 6616-nucleotide messenger RNA. RefSeq names its product E3 ubiquitin-protein ligase RNF152-like. Gene Ontology annotation, molecular function: ubiquitin protein ligase activity. NCBI's taxonomy places the organism in Eukaryota, Metazoa, Chordata, Actinopteri, Acipenseriformes, Polyodontidae. The record is from RefSeq and is a predicted model, not a curated record. Gene Ontology annotation, cellular component: lysosome. The transcript has a single exon. The coding region runs from base 218 to 829 and encodes 203 amino acids. Gene Ontology annotation, biological process: negative regulation of TORC1 signaling; apoptotic process; positive regulation of autophagy.
UUAAAAAAAUUUUUUAUACAGGAUUAAUGUUGUAAUUUCCAUUCUUUUACAGAUUUGGAAAGAAGUAACAUGGAUGUUUCUCUAAUGUGCUGUUGAAAAAGUCCUCUGUGAAAGGAAGCUUCAUCUGAAAAGCUGAUAUUCAUGAGAAAGCAGUACCACACCUGCUGACAACACUGUUGAGUUUUGUACGGAUUGCUUUGUCCUCUUUAAAUACAAAAUGGAGACCCUUUCCCAGGACUCUAUUUUGGAAUGUCAGAUUUGCUUCAACUAUUUCAGUCCUCGGCGCAGACCAAAACUCCUAGACUGCAGGCACACAUGCUGCUCUGUGUGUCUCACUCAGAUGAGGACCAGUCAAAAACAGAUUAGAUGUCCAUGGUGCCGAGGGGUCACCAAGCUGCCAGCAGGAUUCUCUAUCUCUCAGCUUCCAGAUGACCCCGAUAUGAUCAAUGUCAUUGCUAUCCCACAUGCCUCGGAACACACCCCGGUCUUCAUCAGGCUGCCUAGCAAUGGUUGCUACAUGCUGCCCCUCCCCAUCGCCACAGAAAGAGCUCUAUUGCCUGGAGACUUGGGUUGCCACUUGUUGCCAGGCAGCCAGCAAAAGGGAGUCACCAUGGUGACAGUUCCCCAGCAGCAGCAGCCCUUGCAGGACAGGCCAGGCCCUGACAGUGAAGAAGAGGAGGCAGAGAGGCAGAGAGGUGUGAAAAGUUCCACCUGGUCCGGGGUCUGCACUGUGAUACUGGUAGCCUGUGUUCUUCUGUUUCUGCUUGGUAUCGUCUUGCAUAACAUGUCCUGCAUCUCAAAGCGGUUUACUGUCAUCUCCUGUGGCUGAGGCUCAGCUUGAAAGAAAGACUCGAUGUGUGUGCACGAUAACAUGGGUGGGGGCUGAAGUGACUGUAUUGGGACUUCACUGAAAACAGUAGUUUACGCAGCCCAGUGUUAAGCAUUCACAAGCAUUGGGCUGCAGAUAUUAGCACAGGAACCCACCCUAAGAAAGUAAAACAGAAUGUGCUUAAGAAGGCAUCAGGAUUUAACAUUCAUUCCAUUCAGGUCUUGCAGUGGUGAAGAACAUUGCAUGCAUCAUUGCAAACCUGCAAUGCCUACAGUGAACAGUAGUGCAAAACAAUCACCAUACUCUAAAUGUCGGAAAUACAAAAAUAAAAAAUGUCCUGUGCUUAGUUGGAGAUGCAGUAUAACAUAUCUAGAUGCAGUUUCCCUUGUAGUUGGUGCUGCAGUAUCUAAACAUUUAGAAUCAGUUUCAAUUAAGGUGUGCUUUAGGGAUAACUAAAUGCUGAUUAAUGUGAAUUUUCUUCCCAUUCCUAGACAAGAAAAAGUUACUAUUGAUGUUGCUAAAGCUUACAUUGUUACAUGUACUGCAUUACAGUAUACAUUGGUAGGAUGUCAUGUGUAAAAAUAGGGAGCACAAUAGUAUAUCAAUACCAGCAUUUUAGGUGCAAGCACAGAUCUUUACUUAAAAGCAAUGCAACCUUAUAACCAAUGUUCCGUUUUUGGUGCAAUAACAUUUUUACUUGGCAUUGUUUUCUCUCUAUGUCUGUCAGAUUGGAUUCUAGAGCAACAUGUGUUCAUAGAAUAAAAAGUGAGUGCAAAGAAAGAUGGUUUGCUUUAAUGCUGUGAUCCUGCCUGACUGCAUGCAGAUAAUCUGUGCAUUAAUGCAUUGUCGUUAUUAGCGUCUUCAGGAAGUUAAAGCACAACCGCUUUUGAUUCAGGAAACAACAUUGUUGAACCCAUUUCCUCUUCAUGUUGAACAGUUUCAGAUUUGGGUGGCUUUAUUUAGGAUGAGGAACUGUUUUUGACUUGACUUUAGCUGGGUUUUGUGUAAAGGAAUGUGUACAUUUUAGCUGUUGGAAAGAUAAAGAACAUAACAGUCACAGUAAGAUUGGUGUAGUAGUGUUUCAUCCCCGACUGCCAGCUGUUUUAUGUGUUUUGUCAUUUGUGUUGUGCCAAAUUUCUUGAGCAGUUAUACAAUAUAAUUCCUUCAAUCAAAUUAUAAGGUAAAUCUUUAAAAAAUGGAAUCAAUAUAUUGAUUUUCUUAUACGUGGUCUUUUCAUUAUGUCAGUUAGGAAGGAAUGACCAACCCCUUCCUAAUUAAUAUAUUAAAGUAACGCAUGCAGUUUUAAUCACUUGAAGGCACUUGCCAAAGCAUUUGUCUACUUGAAUUAGUUUGACCUUAUACGGUAUAAAAGCAAUGAAAUGUGUGAAAAAACAACAAACAGGGUUUGUGUAAUUUGUAAUCAAAACAGAAGAUUGUGUGUGUUAUUCAUUUCAGUUUCCUGACGUAUUUAUCAAAAAAACAAUGAGCUUCCUCGGACAAAGCUCCCGGGGGUACAGUGCAUGAUAGAAGUAAUUUGUGUUUUGACAAGGGUAAGGGUGGGUCUUAUCAAGUGAUAUUGAUGUAUAACUAUGUGUCUCAGUGGCUAGAGGUUAGUAUUAUUGUCAUUUUACAAGAAAUGCUGUUGUAUGAUAGGAGUGGGGGUUUUCCCGCUAUGUGUGUCGGUUUAUAUAAAUUAAAUGACGUAAUUUAUAAAAUGCUGGGAAGUGUUUAAAAUGAUUCUCUGACCCACUGGUAGCAAAGCCAUUUGCACAGAUUUGAUUGUAUGUUUAUAGCGUGGCAAUACCCGUACUUGGCUGCCUGGUUUGAAAAUAAUGAAUGAUUAUUGAUGAUCUGAAUGAUGAUUAUGCCAAGGUUGGUUGGUAUUGUAACUGUGUAGCUCUGGAAUACAGUUACAGUUGAUGACAGCCCAGUUCAAUCUGUUGCUUUAAGUGGAAUAUGAUUUUGAAGUGACCAGCUACAGAGCAGUGUAUGUAAUUAUUUGAUAUCAAAUGAAGCUCAUAUGAGUAGUCUUUUGUUUCAGAAAAUAAUGCAAUUGCUUGUUUGGUUAGUAUUUUAAAAUGCAUUAUCAAACUGCCCUCCAGAUUCACCAUUUCCCCUUUCAAUGCCAUGCAGGUUAACAUCUUGUUCAAAUAGUCGAGAUGUAUGUUUGUUUUUGUUUUUUCCCCCAGAUUCCCAGUAAUGAUAAUUAUGUGACUUUUUGAUCCAACAAUGUGGUCUACUUUAAUAAUCUUCAAAAAGGAUCUUAACUGUACAGAAGUUUACUUUUCUUCUUUAAUUUAACAGACAAUUUGAUGCGGCUCUGGACUUUGAGUUAUUUUACUCCUGAGAUUUUUUUUGUCUUUCAAUGUAAUAUGGUACGAAUUAUACCAAUUAAACUGUUCUCUUGCCAAUUCAAAACAUUACUCAAAUAUGUGUUAAUAUUUUAAAGCAGUUAAAUAUUUGCCAAAUUCUUAGAAGUCAAAUUUGUAUGCAGUAAUGUAUGUGCUGACUAAAAUAUAAACUUCUGGAAGCUUAUCUUAUUCUCAAAUGAAUCCAGACUCUGCCAGCCUUAUAGACAUUUGACUUAACUGGUUUUGCGUGAACUGGCAGUAAAUCAUGAAAUGCUCAAUGCCUUAAAGUGAUAUCAGCAUUUCAGUCACUGUACAGAUGGUUAUAUUUGUUUUAGGCAUCUGUCCUGUGUGCAUGUAGCAAUGGCAUUGUUCCUUAGAGUUUCUACUGAAGCUUGAAAGGUAGCCCCUUUGUUUUCAAGAACACAGUUCUGUAUUCUACAGUGCCAGUAAAUCCUAAGGCAUGGAAAUCAAAGACAGAUGUCGGAAUUCUCCCGUUAUUGCCCAGAGUCAUGCAAAUCCAGUAAAGCAUGCCAUCACCUGGGGGGGGGGGAGAGUGUGCCAGCAGGCAAGGAGAGUGUGCCAGCAGGCACACAGGGGCAUUCAGCAACACACACCUACAAUGAGUUGAUACCUCCCUGACUCAACCAUCAAUAUCUAAAUAAAAAGAUUAACAUUUUGUAAAGUGUUUGAGUCACUUUUUGUUGGCAUACAAAUUAUCAUAGAAUCAAAAAUGGCACAACAUUUGAUUGUAUGAUGGGUUAAAUCUGAGGACAAAUAGAUGCAGACUUUGUUAUGAUGAUGUUUUUUUUUUUUGUUUGUUUGUUUUUUUUGUACUUUGACAAAUCUGAAACCUGACAUUUGAUUUUUAAAGUACUGCUUUUAUAAUGAGCUUUCUCAGUGCCAUGGGAAUUUAUUUGCAUAUGCCUGAAUCUUGAUGGUUGUUUUUAUAACAAAGAUCAGUGAUUCUUACAACCCAUUGAAAUUAAAUAUUUGUAAACCAGCAUUGAUCAUUGAUUUCCUCCUAAGUUUGAUGUUCUAUGUUCACUGACCAAAAUAUAACACAAAUAAAAAGUUAAGGGCAUGAUGAAAAUGUCUGAACACUUUGUCUUAUCUUUGAAGAUACUGUAGGAACCAGAAUUUAGAUGAUAAUUUACCCUUGAUACUUGCAUUUAAAUGACUAUUGACCCUUGAUAUUUGACUUGUUGAUAUUUUUGAGCACUGCAAUAUCCUAGUUACACAGAAUACAUGAUGGUUUGUAAUACUUUCACUGUGCACACCAAGUGCCCCCUAACCUGAGGAAAUGUGGUAUCAUGUCAACCAUUUAACAUUUAUCACAUGUAAAAAAACUUCUGUUUUUUUUUUCAAUCUUUACCUUUUUAUAAAGGGAAGGUUUAAGUGUAGUAGUGUGCCAAGCAACAAUUUAUGUGAGGUAGUCAAUCAUUUAUUUCAGUUAUGAUUGAGGGCUCAGAUCUGUAGCGGUACUUUGUCAGGUGCUGUCAAAUCCCACUGUGCUUCAGCAGUAUCUGCGCAGAGAAAUCUGUACAGUGUGUCAGUACGUUCCGUAGAUAAGAAAGUGAAGAGAAUGUUUUUGGGUGACAGGGUUGCUUUCUCAAAGAUUGUGCUCUGCAUUGGGAUUGUGAUGCUUAAGAAUGUGAAAAGGUUACUCACACAUUUGUGUUAGUUUCUAUGUAUAACCCAAGGUGAUUUUUUUUAUGGAAUCCAGGUUUAUUUUAUUUCAUAAAUAUUUAUUAUAAGGGCAGUUUGAAAUAUCUGUGUACACUGAUGUUUCUAAAAGUGAUUUGGUUUACUGAUGCUGUGGCCAGCAGUAUUUAAUUACACCGUACAGUGAAGGAUAUUGCAACAAUAUUUAUAUCGAAAGGUGCAGUGCCCCUCAAAAUAGUGUUUAACUCUUUCUCUUAACUCCCCCAAAGAUGGUGGAAAUAUAACUCAAGAGGACAGACUGCUAAUAACUACUCAGUACAACAGACCAGUUAACCCACCCUAGUUUUUUGUAUGCACUUAUAUGAUUUUUGUAUGACUUAAUUCCAUAAAAGUCUUUUUGCAAGGUUACCUAGUGCUUAGCAAUACUUGAAAAAUUCACUUUCAGUCUUGAAAUGAGUUUGCUGGGAGUAGAAUGCUUUUGUGAUACUGAAACCUCCUUUGAGGAAUGUAAGCAAAUUGUGUAUUCUGCUUUUAAAAUAAACAGGUUCCAGAAGGCCACAUUCAUGCAACAAUGUACACCCGUAAUCACCAAGGAACUGUAAUUCAUGAGUUUGGGACACUGCAGCUUUAAACCACAUUUAAAACGUGUGUACCUUACAUGAAAAACCAAACGCAAGUCUGAAAAGUCAUGCAGUAAACCAACCUAGUUGUAAUUAAGGGUUUUGGGCUCUCAAUUGUUGAAGUAUAAAGUAAAUGUUUACCACAUGGCAUUAAGUAUUUUCUAUUUUGUUUUUAAUAAAUCAGGGAUUGUGUUUUAAAACUGCUUCCCCCACCACCAACAUCAAAUAUUGUGAUACCAUAUAUAUUGAAAAUAUACAGACUUGUCCAUAUAAAGUGCAAAGACAAAGUAUGUUAUGUUUAAUGAUAUUAAAAAUAUAUAUUUAACAAUGUGAUAUCAAAAUGAGCUUACUGUGAAAAAAAAAAAAGCGUUUUCUUUUGCAUAUGUGACCUGGAAGUGAUACGCUCCCAAACAAUGCGCUUAUUAAAUUUAAACUUUUUAACAAAUUAAUGUUAUUGUCCAUUAAGACCUGCCACUCAAUACUUUGGACUGACGAAAGCAACCAGUCCUGUACCCACAACUGCAGAAUCAGCCAAUCGCAGCCUGUCAGCUCAACUGGAGCUCCACAUCUUUCAACAACAACAAACAUAGAUACACACAACUCAGAAAUAUUGCUCCAUUCAGAUAUCUGCCGCAUAACUCCAGUCAGGGUUAACUACCACAUGGUAGAGCUUCAAUGAUAAGCACUAUCGCAUAAAUUAUGUCCUUGUCUAAAUGGUAUUGUCUCUUACCUUUGUGAAGCAGGCAACUACUGUACCAAAUACCCUUUUAAGAAAUCACUGGACAUUGUGAGUUUUAAGUAAACCAUGCAUUUAGCUGCAGUACAGCUUCUUGUAUUUUAUUUUGUAAUUGAAUGAUGGUAGAUGUGAUAACAUAAAGUCAAAAAUAUUAGAAAUAUAUAGGCUUUCACCAUGGUGUGCAGGUAAUAUUGCAAUUUUCAUAAAAUAAGUGAGCAAUUUAAGGAAGAUUAGCUUCUGGUAACAGAUUUUGAUGUUAUACUAGGUACAUCUGCCUUGCACACGCAUCGAAAAAAGGGCCAGGUGUGCUAUCAAAUGAGGUCUCCCUUGAUAGUGCAGCAUGCCAUUUCUGUUGAAGGUACUGUUGAUGCGAGACGAACCUGAAAAUGCCUUUUAUUUCGGAGUUUGUACACCACUA